AUGUACAUAUUUAUGACCGUCACAGACACAAUGAAGUUCUUAGUAAUCCUCGCCUUCAUAGCCCUGGCCACAACUCGUCCGGAAGACAAUUACGACCGAUACGAAAACUUUGAUGUGGAUGAACUGGUGUCAAAUUUACGUCUUCUAAAAUUUUAUGGAGCACGUUUCAUGGGAGAAGGAAAAUGCAGUCCUGAAGGCAACUUUUAG
Messenger RNA from Danaus chrysippus (African queen), 207 nucleotides. Lineage: Eukaryota; Metazoa; Arthropoda; Insecta; Lepidoptera; Nymphalidae. The record is from the annotation of a GenBank genome assembly.